Molecule: messenger RNA, 1345 nt
Organism: Hypomesus transpacificus
Lineage: Eukaryota; Metazoa; Chordata; Actinopteri; Osmeriformes; Osmeridae
Product: neuferricin
Exons: 4
Coding region: 347-1081 (244 amino acids)
Cellular component (GO): membrane; endomembrane system
Source: RefSeq, a predicted model, not a curated record
AGAGAGGAUAAUUUAUUUUGUGUUUCUUUUUUGUUCACUAUUCUCUCUUUGCUACUAAAAUCGAGUAAGUCACGUCACAGGCAGGAUCACUGAUUUACCACUGAACAAACUAGAGAUUUGCUUUGCUGGGUCAUUCUAGCCGUCAUGAAAUCUGGGCAUCAGCCUCUACGCCCUGCUUUGUACAGAUGAUUUGGAAAUCUACACUAUUUCAGGCGUGCUCACACGUCACACAUGUUACCCGGAAAAACACAAAUCGGGGAAGGGAAUAUCACAUUUCAUUCAUAUGCUUCAAAUGUCACCUACAAUGAAAUAUUCACCGGACUGAAUUGCACUUCACGUAGAUGAAAUGUUUGUUUUGUUUUUUUUAUCCAUACUCCUAGCAAUAUUUCUGGAGCCGUGGAAUUGGUUUCGUGGAAAUGAGAUGCCUCAACCACCUCUGCGGCUCAUUGGCAAACAUGAAUUAUCGUUAUAUGACGGUGAAGAGGACAGCAAGGGGCUUUACCUGGCCAUACUGGGACAGGUGUUUGAUGUAAGCAAGGGGCGAAAGCACUACGGACCCGGUGGUGGCUACCAUUGCUUUGCUGGCAAAGAUGGAUCUCUUGCCUUUGUCACCGGGGAUUUCACAGACAUGGGGCUGACAGAUGACCUAUCCAGCCUGUCCCCCACUCAGGUGGUGGCACUGUAUGACUGGCUUGCUUUCUACCAGAAGGACUAUCAGCCAAUGGGCAGGCUGGUUGGUCGGUUCUACACUGAGGGGGGGCAGUCCACGGCGGCCUUAAAGGCGGUGGAGGCAUCCCUGGCAGAGGGGCAGAGACUCAAGGCCCAGGACUUGGCUGAGAACCAACACUUCCCAGCUUGCAAUUCAGAGUGGAGUGCUGCUAGUGAAGGAAGGGUCUGGUGUUCCAGGAAGAGUGGUGGAGUUCACAGAGACUGGGUGGGAGUCCCGAGGCUGCUUUUCUCUCCUGGCUCCAGCCGGUCUCGCUGUGUGUGUGUAGAAAAUCCCUCCACAACAGGAAACCCCAACCUCCAAGAGUACCAGGAUUGCCCCCCUGAAGCUGAGUCAUGUCCUGCUGGAGGCUAGUCGGAUCUGGACACUGGAACUAUUCACAGGACCUCAAUGUAAAAAGGAUUAAACCUGAAGUCAGGUGAAAUUCUUCAAAUGCUAAAUGAUCAGAUUUUCUUCCUUCCUUUGGAUCUACAUGCCAUGUAAUUACGUUGUCAGCGAUUGUAAGAAAUACUUGAAAAUCAACUAGACUUUGUAUGCCUGCUAGGAUGUUUUAUACCAUUGAAAAGUACAAUACAUGUUGUCUAAAUGGAAAUAAAACAAUCCAUUUUUUUAUGAUGA